AUACUCGGACAGUUUGUAUAAUAUUUCAGAUAGUGACAGAACGUGCCAGCUUGAAUUCAAAGACACAUUGAAUACAUAGGACCCGGACAAUUCAUAGUGAGAAAGAGUUUUGUACAGACUUUUGGAAAUCCUAACAAGGAACUUUAUAAAGAAAUGACUUUGAGGAAUCGAACCGUAGUCCUUUUAUACCUGUUGGUUGUGCACUCCGGCAACAAAGUGGGCCAUGCCAAUAAUAAUCACACAUUGUAUUCUCAGAUAAAUGUUUAUGGACGCAGUGUGGUGUACGUUAAUGGUCAGUGCCGCAACACGUGCGAAGGAGGAUAUAUAGAUGAGAACAACGCGUGUGUGCCGUACGUUCUUCAACAUUGUCCUGCUGGAUAUUUUUUAAUGAAUGGACUAUGUUAUAUUCAAAAUUCAAACAACUGUUUAACAGGGUAUUAUUUUUCUAGUGGGAUUUGCUACCCCACUGUACCGCCUCCAUGCGAGCAUUUCAGGAUGGAUCCUUCAUUUGAGAUAAAGCUUCAACCAAAACCAACAACGGAGAGAUCGGACCCAACCCCAAAUCCAAUAACACGUUGUCCCUUAGGCUCAGUAUUGACAGACAAUGAAUGUCGCAAAAUACUAUGUCCGAUGGGUGAAUACUACCAAGGUCAAUGCUUGCAACCUGUAUGUCCCAAAGGAACAGUUUGGCACAAACAGCGUUGCCAAGAGCCGGGUUAUAUUACCACGAUUCUUGAUAUCGAAAAUGUAUUCAUCAAUGAAGCUCGUGAUAGGCCUGGCAUAAUAGCUCAGGAGAAUAUAAACAGCUAUGUUACACAAAAGCCAGCACUUUCUGUCUCAACGACUACGUCUAAAAUCAUUAAACGGAUUACAACGACACCACCACCGCAAUCAACGAAUUCUCCGCAAGGUAUUUGUUGCACGAUUCUUACACCACGUAUUUGUAAGUUAUACGGCAAAAGGUGGGUUUGCUUCAACCACCAAUUAAAGCGAUGCGAUGCGAAGUUAUGUUCACACCCCAAGAUCUAUCUCCGGGUGCUGGAGCCAAUAUAUGAUCCACCAAUUUUAGUAAUGCCACCAAAUCCACCACUGGAGGUCUGCUCAACAUUCGAAUGCGAUAAUACAAGUAUACUCGACUGCUCUGGAUGCAAAAGUAACCGCCGCGAAAAAUGUUCCCCUUACUGCUAUCAUUACCAGUGUCCCAACAGCCAAUGUACUUUCGUGGACCUAAAGGAAUACUGUAUAAAGUAUCCUCGUGAAUUUGGAUGUGUCAGAAGAGAUGGAUGCCUAUGGGAUUGGUGUACACAAGAAAUAGUUCAAAAUAAGUUUGAUUUUUUUAACUAAUUA
Messenger RNA from Anastrepha ludens (Mexican fruit fly), 1347 nucleotides. RefSeq lists its product as uncharacterized. The transcript has 4 exons. The record is from RefSeq and is a predicted model, not a curated record. Bases 154 to 1344 code for a protein of 396 amino acids. NCBI's taxonomy places the organism in Eukaryota, Metazoa, Arthropoda, Insecta, Diptera, Tephritidae.